Molecule: messenger RNA, 228 nt
Organism: Caenorhabditis remanei
Lineage: Eukaryota; Metazoa; Nematoda; Chromadorea; Rhabditida; Rhabditidae
Exons: 2
Coding region: 1-228 (75 amino acids)
Source: RefSeq, a predicted model, not a curated record
AUGAAAUUUCUCGCUAUUUUUCUGGUUAUUCUCUCCGUUUUCAACAUGGUGAUGGUGGAGGCCAAUGAGAGCACCCAGAAACCUCGCCAACCACUGAACAGAAGACGUCGUCCAGAUGGUAACCGUAAUUUUGGUUUCAACCUGAAGAAUUCGAAAAUUGGAGCCAAAGGAUUCGAUCCAGUUCCAAGAGUUCCAAGACGCGGCGGGAGACCAAUGAUGAUUGAAUAA